This is a messenger RNA of Musa acuminata subsp. malaccensis (wild Malaysian banana), 1116 nucleotides long. NCBI's taxonomy places the organism in Eukaryota, Viridiplantae, Streptophyta, Magnoliopsida, Zingiberales, Musaceae. The record is from RefSeq and is a predicted model, not a curated record.
AUGCGGAAGUAUGCCACUUUAUAUGGUGUCCCAACUUGUUUGUUGGGUUUUAUUGUUUGUGGAGCAUGGCACUUGGAAACACUGGACUGCAUAGUUAUAGAGAAGGAUGGAGCAGUUGUGCAAGCACUAAGAUCAAGGAGACAAGUUAUUUUGGAUAACAUCCGUGACAAUGAUGAGGCUGGUGCUGGUUACAAGAAGGAUAUAGAGAUAAAUGAGAAACGACGAUGUCAGCUUCAAGAUAUGAUUGAUGAAGCCAUUAGUAACAAUGGCAACAAAAUUUAUCUGCACAUUCUUAGUCAGUACAGACUUCUUGGGAUGGCAAAUACUGAACUUCAAUUUGAGAUGGCAAUGCGAGAUCAAGUCAUUCAUGAUCAAAGAGAAUCUAUGAAAAAAAUUUGGACUGUGCUCUUGGAAUUGGGGCUUGACCAAAAGCAAAUAAUGGAUCUGGCUGUUAAACAAGGGAUCAAAAUAGAAGAAUGUGCUACAGCUCAAGCAAGUUACCUGAGGACGUUGCAGUCACCGGUUAUUUCUAUUGUUGGAACCCCAUCUUGUGUGUUAUAUCACAGCCCAUGUUUGCAGACACAUCCUUCUAAUGCUUGCAUCUUCCAACAUCACCAAGGCUGUAGCUCCAUAGCUUACGUCAGGUCCCAAAUUGACAGUCCUACUGUCUGCAGAGAGGAGCACCAUAGCUCUUAUUACUUGCACUCUCAUGAUCACCCACACAUGGCAUAUUCUGGAAUGGGAGAAACAAGGUCAAGUGGAAGACCAAAUCCAUGUUUUUAUACUCCUGAGAAACCUGCUCAGGAAGCAUGGUGCUUCUGCUCACCAAUGAAUGCUCAACCAUACCCAUGCAGUAAUGAAAGAUCGGGUUCUGACAAAGACUUGCGGCAUCACCCAAAGGAAACAUGUUUUGCAAGAAGGCAAAUCCUGCAGGAAGAAUUCCCUUCUGGACUGAGCCGCAGAAACCCGAAGGAGGAACUUGGGAAUAAUGGUGAAUUAAACUGUGGAUUACAUGAGCCUCAUCUUUUCCUCAACUCACUGACGAGGCAUCCAGAUUUUUCCAAGUCAUUGCCAUCCUCUGGAGCUGUUGGUGUGAGACACAUUCCUGGGCUGUAA